CCAUGCAACCACUCCUCUACGCUGAAGUACUGGGAUCUGGUUCGUUCGCCUCUCCGUUUCCUUCACUUCUUCGAUUCGCUGACAUUCCCUCCAUUCAUUCACACACACAGAGAACAGAUAAAAGUGGUAUUUUCAUUUUUGAAGCCCUAAACUAAACUGUGAGAACUUAUUAGAAUCAAUCAUCUGAGAAGCAGAAAGAAAAUGGCAAAUCAAGGCGCAAAGAAGCGGAAGGAAGAGAACUCCCGUCACAUGGCUAACCUCCGUCGCCUCAUCAUCGCCUGUAACGUUAUUUAUGUGUUGGUGAGGUUGGUGAUUUUCCAUUCCAGUUUCACGUGGAAACAUUGGAUUGGUCUGAUUUUGACAUCUGUGGCCUAUUUUAUACCUUAUCGACAACUUGCUGCUAUGGCCAGCCCUGCUUAUGCUGACGACGGUGACCUUCUUGAUGGUGGAUAUGAUAUGAGCACUGGUGGGAUUUGUGGCUAUCUACACGAUGUUAUCUACAUUACGAGCUUUGUGCAGCUCAUGUCCAUCAUAUCUGGAAAGUUUUGGUACACAUACUUGGUGAUACCAGCAUUCGGAGCUUACAAAUCUUUUGGAUUCUUCAGAGGAUUUUUAUCAAAUGGUUCAGAGGAAGGUGCUGAGGAUGAAAAAACCCGCAAGAAGAGGGAAAAGUUGGAGAAGAAAGCUUCACGAGGAAAGUUUGUCAAGACAAGAACUAGAUAAGUUACACGAUUGAAAUUAGUUAAACCUGACUCAUAGGUGAAGUUGGUUCUUAUAAAAUGGAGGUUGCUUGCCAAUUUUAGACAAUUAUGAGAAGUUUGGCAAUCUGGUGUAACUCGAGGAAAUUCAUGAUAUAAUACAAGGAUGAAUUUGUUUUUCUUUUCCUUUUGGAGAAAGGGAAAUGUUGAUGUAA
Molecule: messenger RNA, 913 nt
Organism: Populus trichocarpa (black cottonwood)
Lineage: Eukaryota; Viridiplantae; Streptophyta; Magnoliopsida; Malpighiales; Salicaceae
Exons: 5
Coding region: 202-723 (173 amino acids)
Biological process (GO): vacuolar protein processing
Cellular component (GO): intracellular membrane-bounded organelle
Source: RefSeq, a predicted model, not a curated record